Hypoxylon fragiforme is the source of this 828-nucleotide messenger RNA. RefSeq lists its product as uncharacterized. Gene Ontology annotation, molecular function: demethylase activity; oxidoreductase activity. The record is from RefSeq and is a predicted model, not a curated record. Gene Ontology annotation, biological process: oxidative demethylation. The transcript has a single exon. NCBI's taxonomy places the organism in Eukaryota, Fungi, Ascomycota, Sordariomycetes, Xylariales, Hypoxylaceae. Bases 1 to 828 code for a protein of 275 amino acids.
AUGAGUAAUGGCGAUGACCUCAAAAUACAGCGAUGGGACAAUGGAUUAGUGCUUAUCCACGAGUUCAUAACCAAAGAUGAAGAAGCCACCAUGAUCGAGGCUUUUCACAGCCAAGACGCACGGCAAAAGAUCAAGAAACGCAUCAGCCAGCACUUUGGGUACCACUUCAACUACACUACCUUUGGCGCAUCCGAGACAAACUUCACUCCCGUCCCGAAGUACAUCCAGGAUCUGCUUCCACGGCUCCCCAUUCAGGAGCACCUCCCGGACCAGUUUACGACGCAGUACUACCCGCCGGGAGCCGGCAUCCCGCCGCACGUGGAUACCCACUCUAUGUUUGAGGAGCCGCUGUAUAGUCUGUCGUUUGGGAGUGCGGUCGCGAUGGCGUUGCGCAAAUGCGACGCUAAUGAUGCUCGUCGCAUGCGGCUUCCGAAGCGGUCCCUGGCUACCGCGGAAGCGCAGGCUCCUGUCGUACCUGCGCCGUCGUCGUCUACUCCCGAGAAGUCCGAGGACAGGAACGCGGAUGAACCGUGGGAGCUACUCCUACCCCGCCGAUCCCUCCUACUCAUGACAGGCGCCGCGAGGUACGGGUACACGCACGGCAUCCGGGCGCGGAAGACCGACCGCAUUGAUGGCCAGGUCGUGCCGAGGCAGGAGAGAUACUCGCUUACGAUGCGCACGGUCAGGAGGGCGGAUGCGAUACGCUGCGAUUGUGAGUUCCCUGGUGUCUGCGAUGCAAGGAUUAGGGAGGAAGAAAAAGAGGCAGAAAAGAAAGAAAAAGAGAAAGAAAAAGAGAGAGGUAUGCUUGAAAAGGGGGCUGAUGGGUGA